CAAAACAGCCGUAUUGUCUCCUUUCCCUCUCUCUUUCAACUCGGUGACUUCUUGAAAACAUGAACAAAAUUCCCCCCAAAAUCCAAUCGCCCAUAAAACCCUAGAGCACAUUGUAAAUUGGAGCUCAAAGAAUCUUCAAUUUCUGCGCUUUUUUUUCUCUCUCUGUUAGCCUGACUUGAAUUCAAGGAUCCGAAACUACGAAGUAUGGGUCGGCCAGAGCCCUGCGUGCUGUUCUCCCAGACCUUCGUUCAUCCUCAACUCGACGAAUACGUUGACGAGGUAUUGUUUGCUGAACCAAUUGUAAUUACUGCUUGUGAGUUUCUUGAACAGAACGCUUCUUCAAAUUCUCAAGUCGUUCCACUCAUAGGGGCUACCUCACCUCCUUCAUUUGCUCUGGAGGUAUUUGUUCAGUGUGAGGGGGAGACAAGAUUUAGACGUCUAUGCCAGCCAUUCCUCUAUUCCCAUUCUUCAUCAAAUGUCCUAGAAGUUGAGGCUGUUGUAACAAACCAUCUGGUUGUAAGGGGUAGCUAUCGCAGUCUAAGUUUGGUCAUUUAUGGAAACACAGCAGAGGAUCUAGGGCAGUUCAAUAUUGAAUUUGAUGAUAGCUCUUUAACUAAUCUUGUCAGUUCUGCUGAGGGAAAACUUGAGGAUCUCCCCUUGGCAUUGCAUUCAGCUAAUAGGACAGUUGAGGAAUCUUUAGCUUCUUUGAAUGUAUUAUCUUUACCUGUUGCCCCUUCAGAUAUACCUGUUGAGGUUAAGCAAUUUUUACAGCUAAUUUUGAAGAUGUUAGGGUUGCCAUGUUUUGAGGAUUCUGUAAAUAAAAUUGUAGGUGCUCUAGUGAAAGCAGUCUGUUCUUAUGUUACCAAUGCUUUAUGUUGUGUGGGAACCAAUCAGAAAUGUCUUAAAAUGGGUGAUGCUGAGGAAUUUAAACAGUUGCACGAUGUUCUUAUUGAGGCUAGAAAACAGCUUCUUGAAGUGCUUCAACAUGGCUCUGAAGAUGAAUCAGCUGAAUUAUUGGCGGAGUGCACUGCUUUUGAAUGUCAAGCUGACUUGGCUACUUCCAAGCAGUUGGUGGACAUGUUAAAUCAAUACUUCUGUUUUAACAGGAACUCCACAAAUAUUGGACACCACCGUCUUUCAAAGAACAAGAAUAACAUUCUGGGGCUGAGUCUGUCUCUUUUAUUGUGCUCUGGUAGAGAAAGUUGCUUUCACUUUGUCAAUGAUGGGGGGAUGGACUGGCUUGCAGAUGUUCUGUCUCAUGACGUGCAUGAUUCUUCUGCUGUUAUGUUAUUAUUACUUGGAGUCAUUGAGCAGGCUACUCGUCAUCCAAUUGGUUGUGAAGGAAUUUUAGGUUGGUGGCCCCGUGAAGAUGAAAGCGUUCCAUCUGGCAUUAGCAAAGGCUAUAACCAAUUGUUGAAGUUACUAUUGCAAAAGCCACGCCAUGACGUGGCUUCUUUGGUAGCAUAUGUCCUUCAUCGCUUACGAUUUUAUGAAGUUGCUUCAAGAUAUGAGCAUGCUGUUCUGUCAGUAUUGGGGGGCCUUUCUGCUGUUGGAAGAGUUACAAGUGUUACUUCAGAAAUGCUGAUCAGUGCUAAAUCUCAACUCAAGAGGCUUUUGAAAUUGAUACGUUCACGUGGUCCAGUUGAAGAUCCUUCUCUAGUGGCUUCUGCAAGCAGGUCAUUGAUCCUUGGUCAAACAGAAGGAUUAUUGUCAUAUAAAGCAACUAGUGGUUUGAUUGGUUCAUCAACCUGCUGCUUUUUAAACUGGGAUGUUGACCUGCAUUUACUUGCACUCCUGAAGGAAAGGGGUUUUCUUCCUCUGUCAGCUGCACUGUUGUCUUCAGCCAUAUUGCGUUCAGAAGCUGGAGAUACUAUGGACAUAUUUGUUGAUAUUGCUUCAACUAUUGGUGCCAUACUUCUCUCACUGCUUAUGUCGCGCUCAGGCUUAAUCUUCCUUUCACAUCAUCCUGAACUUUCCACUACAUUAAUAGAUGCUUUGAGGGGCAAAGAUGAUUUAAGCAAGGAAGACUGUGUUCCUCUUAGAUAUGCAUCUGUUUUAUUGUCGAAGGGAUUUGUUUGCAGUCCGCGGGAAGUUGGGAUUAUUGUUGAGAUACAUUUGAGGGUGGUUAAUGCAAUUGAUCGUUUGGUUGCAUCAACUCCCUACUCUGAAGAGUUUUUAUGGGUGUUGUGGGAGCUGUGUGGUCUCUCUAGGUCAGAUUGUGGACGCCAGGCUUUGUUGGUUCUUGGAUAUUUUCCCGAGGCUAUAUCUAUCUUGAUUGAAGCCUUACAUUUUGUUAAGGAAUCAGAACCAGUAUCCAAGAACAAUGGAUCUUCACCAAUAAAUCUUGCAAUUUUUCACUCUGCUGCUGAGAUAUUUGAAAUCAUUGUUAAUGAUUCAACUGCAUCUUCCCUGGAUGCUUGGAUUGGGCAUGCUAUGGAACUUCACAAGGCAUUGCAUUCUUCUUCCCCUGGAUCCAACAGGAAAGAUGCUCCAACUCGGCUGUUGGAGUGGAUUGAUGCUGGUGCAGUUUAUCAUAAAAAUGGCGCUAUUGGCCUUCUAAGGUAUUCGGCUGUGUUAGCUUCUGGUGGAGAUGCCCAUUUGACCUCAACCAGCAUUCUAGUCUCAGAUUUGACAGAUGUGGAGAAUAUCAUUGGAGAUGCUUCUGGGGGUUCGGAUAUAAAUGUUAUGGAUAAUCUUGGAAAAAUUACAUCUGAAAAGACUUUUGAUGGUGUUUCCCUUCGUGACUCGUCCAUAGCACAGUUGACAUCGGCCAUUCGAAUAUUGGCCUUCAUUUCCGAAAACUCAACUGUUACUGCUACUCUUUAUGAUGAAGGAGCCAUCACGGUAAUCUAUACAAUUCUGAUCAACUGUAGCUUCAUGCUUGAGAGAUCCUCAAAUAAUUAUGAUUACCUUGUUGAUGAGGGUACAGAAUGCAAUUCUACUUCUGACUUCCUUUUGGAACGUAACCGUGAGCAGAGCUUAGUUGACCUUCUGGUACCUGCUUUGGUAUUACUGAUCACCCUUUUGCAGAAAUUACAGGAAGCAAAAGAGCAGCAUAGAAAUACAAAACUCAUGAAUGCACUUUUGCGACUGCAUAGAGAAGUAAGCCCAAAGCUAGCUGCAUGUGCUGCAGACUUGUCCUCUCCUUAUCCGGAGUCUGCACUUGGUUUUGGAGCUGUUUGCCAUCUAGUUGUAUCAGCACUUACUUGUUGGCCUGUAUAUGGUUGGACUCCUGGCCUUUUCCACUCCCUCCUUUCUAAUGUUCAAGUUACUUCAGUGCUGGCCUUGGGUCCAAAAGAAACAUGCAGUUUGCUUUGUCUUCUGAAUGAUUUAUUCCCUGAAGAAGGCAUCUGGCUUUGGAAGAAUGGAAUGCCCUUGUUGAGUGCCCUCAGAACUCUGGCUGUUGGUACAAUACUGGGGCCACAGAAGGAGAGACAAGUCAAUUGGUAUCUGAAGCCUUCGCACCUUGAGAAACUGCUUAGCCAGUUAACCCCACAGCUGGACAAAAUUGCUCAGAUUAUCCAUCAUUAUGCUAUAUCUUCAUUAGUAGUCAUCCAAGACAUGCUACGGGUUUUUGUAAUUCGCAUUGCUUGCCAAAAACUGGAAAAUGCUUCAAUACUUCUGCAGCCUAUAUUAUGCUCCAUUCAAAGUCAUGCUUCUGACUUAUCUUCUUCAUCAGAUAUAGAUGCUUAUAAGGUCUACAGAUAUCUAGACUUCAUUGCUAGCAUUUUGGAACAUCCUAUCUCCAAGGCGCUGUUAUUGGAGAAGGACUUUCCUCAGAUUCUCAUGGAAGUGCUGGAGAAGUGUUUUAAUAUCAUUGAUUCAGAUGAGAAACAGGUCUCAGACAGUAAACUUUCUGCUACAUAUGGGUUUACUUUGAUUAGUUGGUGCCUUCCUGUAUUCAAGUGUUUGUCACUUCUCUUGGCUUCUAGAACAUCUUUACUACACCCUGGGCGACAUGAGUUGCUAAUUUCUGCAAAUCUGAGCAGCACAGAUUGUCCGUUGAUCUUACUAUACCUCUUGAAGUUUUGCCAGGUUUUACCAGUUGGAAAAGAACUACUGUCUUGUAUUGCAUGUUAUAAACAAUUAGGUUCUUGCAAUGAAGGUCGAAGUGCAAUGGCGACCUUGCUAUCCCAUGUAAACUCCAGCGUUGAGGGGCUUAGAUCAGAAAGAGGGCAUGAAAAGAAUGGGAAUUAUAAUCUCGAUGAUUUUAAAUGGAAAAAGCAUCCUUUGCUGUGUUGCUGGAAAAAGUUGAUGCAAUCAAUUGAUUCAAGGGAUGGUUUCUCAGAUUUGGCUAUUGAGGCUGUUAAUGAAUUGGCUAUAGGUUCAUUGUGCUUUUGCAUGGAUGGUAAAAGUUUGAACUUGAAUGCUGUGGGUGCGAUAAAACAUCUCUUUGGGCUUCGUGAGGAUGUGGAUGGGACAGAUGGCUUUGCAGAAAAUAUAACUUUAAUACAAGAAAUGACUACAAUAUUGAGUUUGAAGUCAUCAGAUGAUGAUGACUGUUUAGCUACCUCAGACAUGGGAGCUAUAUUUUAUCAGGCUUCAGAGUCUGCCAAGUCAUUGUUGUUAUUGUUGGAAAAGCCUAGUGGUUCAGUUACUCUGGAUGAUCUCUUGUGCAGUAAAGGCAUUUCUUUGUCAAUGAAUAAUGUUAUGUAUUCUUCAAAAACAAAUCAGGUGUCAGAUACUAAUGCUGGAAAGGUUGAUGAUUAUCUCUACCUUGGAGACCUUGAGGAGAAGUUCUUGUGGGAAUGUCCAGAGGCAUUGCCUGAUAGAUUGUCACAAUCUAUUCCUAGCAAGAGGAAAUUGUCAUCCUUGGAUGGUGCUAGUAAACGUGUUAAAGGAGAAAAUUCAGUAGCUGAGAUCACAGGCCAAAAUGCAUUUUCACGGGGAUUGGGUCAGUCUGCUACCUCUUCUGGUCCAACUCGCAGGGACACCUUUAGGCAGCGAAAGCCAAAUACCAGCAGGCCACCAUCAAUGCAUGUGGAUGACUACGUUGCAAGGGAAAGAAAUAUUGAUGGUGGCACCAAUUCUAAUGUUAUUGCAGUCCAACGAGUAGGAUCUACUGGUGGAAGACCUCCCUCCAUUCAUGUGGAUGAAUUUAUGGCCAGACAAAGGGAACGUCAGAAUCCUACAGCAGCUCUAGUUGGGGAGCCAUCAGCACACUUGAAGAAUACAGCUUCUGUUAUUGAUGCAGAUAAGGAAAAAAUGAACAAGUCUAAGCCAUUGAAAACAGAUCUUGAUGAUGAUCUUCAAGGAAUUGAUAUAGUUUUUGAUGGUGAGGAGUCUGAAUCUGAUGAUAAAUUGCUCUUUCCACAGCCUGAUGAUAAUCUACAGCUGCCUGCCCCUGUCAUAGUAGAGCAAAGUUCUCCUCACUCAAUCGUUGAAGAGACGGAAAGUGAUGCUAAUGAAAGUGGUCAAUUUCCUCGCUUGGGUACACCAUUAGCAUCUAACAUUGAUGAAAACACUCAAAGUGAAUUUUCUUCAAGAAUGUCUGUUUCACGACCUGAAAGGCCCCUGACUCGAGAGCCUAGUGUUUCGUCAGAUAAGAAUUUCUAUGAUCACUCUGAAGACAUGAAGAAUGUUAUUCCAGUUAAGACCUCUAAUGGAUUUGAUUCUGUUGCAGCAGUUAGUACUUCAGGUUUUCCUGCUGCUGUUUAUAACAAGGCACCGGUGGAUUCUAGGAUAACUCCACAAAAUUUCUAUGCAAAGAACAGUCCACAGCAUUCUUCAGGAUCUCGAGGACAUUAUGAUCAGAAAGUUCCGCCACCUUUGCCUCCUAUGCCACCUCCGUUGACAAUAUCACCUUUAAUAUCCCAGAAUCCUGAUCCAGUCCCAAGUCAGUCAUCCCCAUUUGUCAACUCUUUGGUUGAUGUGCAGCAACCCCUCUCUACAGCAUUUCAAGUUCAUCCGGAUUUUCUUUCUGCUUAUGGUAACAAUCCUACAUCAUUAGCAUCGUCCCUUCCCAUUUCAGACUCCAAGUAUCCACGGGCUUCUAUCUCUUCUCCCAGUGGAUCUGCUGGGACUCAUCCACCACUUCCUCCCACACCCCAUCCUUAUUCAUCUAGCCAAUAUAAUCUACCUUCUUUGAAGGCUCCUACUUCCCAAUCUUCAGCAUUUGGGAUUACGGAGCUUUCUCAGAUAUCUAAUGCACCCAUGAUUGAUGGGCGAUUAGGAAAUCUUUCUGCAACAGGUGGUGGAUAUAUACAUCCUCCUGUAAUGCAACCUACGGUUUUCAAUAGGCCAGCUGCAAUUCCUGCAACUCCUUAUGGAAGCACGCCAACUCAGCAGCAAGUUGAGAACCCUACUAUUAUGCAAAAUCUCUCUAUUCAGUCUUCUAUUCAGUCAAUUCAUCAGUUACAGCCUCUGCAGCCCCCACUUCAACGUCCUACACCGCCACCUCAGCAUGUAUGGCCACCAGUGCAAUCUUCUCAGCUUCUUGAGCAUGGAUUGCCCAUUCAAAAUCCAGUUCAAAUGCAUCAAUUACAACUGCUGCAACAGCAACAGGUUUCUCCUAUGCAUGCUCAUUAUCAAUCUCAGCAGCAAGAGGUUUCUCAGUCAAGGAGGCAACAGCAGCAACAAGUUGAGCAUGUUCAAUCACAAGUACAACAUCAGCAUGGAGAUGUUGCAACCCGGCAGCAACAAGAGUUGGGAAUGUCAUUACAGGAGUACUUCCAGGAUCCUAAAGCUAUAACUGCUUUAUUGAGUAACAAGGAAGAACUCUGUCGGCUUUUGGAGCAGAAUCCGAAAUUAAUGCAGAUGCUUCAGGAAAGAUUGGGUCAGCAAUAGCAACGUUCUGUGGUUUGAUGGCGUACGCCCUUUGGAUACUGUUCAAACCACAUUGAAUUAUGUCUCUUAUUUCUGUAUUGCAGGAAUCAUCCAUUCAGCUAUUAAUAUACUCCCUCAAAUUUUGCAUUAAUGUUGUACUAUAAACUGUAUAUAUUGUUAUUUCAAUGAUAAAUAUCAUUGAAUUGUCUUUUCUUUAUUUACCCAUAUAUUUAUUUUGUUUUUGAUUUUCCCAGAUGACAAGUAUUGUUUGUCUUCACCCGCACCUUGUGGUUCAAUUAGAUUUGGUUAAAUCUGAUUGGAUUAUGUAUUUGUAGGAUAAGAUAUCAUUUCUGUUCUCAUAUCAAACAUGAAACUAUGUAAGACCUAAUCAUGAUAUUAUAUUUUAUUACAGCAAUAUUAUUAUAUUUUGUUACGGCCUACCAAA
Messenger RNA from Jatropha curcas, 7210 nucleotides. RefSeq names its product mRNA methyltransferase EMB2016. Gene Ontology annotation, biological process: mRNA modification. Lineage: Eukaryota; Viridiplantae; Streptophyta; Magnoliopsida; Malpighiales; Euphorbiaceae. Gene Ontology annotation, molecular function: RNA binding. The record is from RefSeq and is a predicted model, not a curated record. Gene Ontology annotation, cellular component: RNA N6-methyladenosine methyltransferase complex.